AUGGAGCGCAACGAUUCUUCCGACUCCAACCCAUGGGGCGCUGAGCCAUCCUAUGCUCAGCGCAUCUCCUCCUUCCAUGCCCAAAAGGAUGCCUCCUACGAUCAGCAGAUGAAUGAUGUCCUUGCAUCACCUCAUAUUCCAACAGACGAGCUUCGAGAGGAUCCUCAGGCAUCGUCCCUUGGAGAUGGAAGGAAGGGCGAUGCUCAAGCGGAUAGCCAUGUAGAUCAGGAUGAUGACGACGACGACGACUUUGUCUACAGUGGUAUCGACACAGCAGGCGGGCCUUCGAAAUCCACUUCCGGCGACAGCAUCGUCUCUGGCGACAUGAGCUCCGAUACCUACAGCGCCAAGCUCAAGGACAUCCUUGGCAGCGAUGAUGGCGACGAUGGCGACGAUGACGAGGAGGAUGACACCGCAGUCAAGGCUGUGAUCGACACAAGCGUGCUUGUGCGCUCCUCGGCUGCCUCGCCUUCCUCUCCGACUACACAGAGAGGCCCGAUACUGCAAGGAGAUGUCGACUCUGCCUCCAACACAACACCGCGCCAUGCAGAAGCAGCGCCCAGCGACGAUGGCUCCUCCUUCAGAUACCCACAUCCAUUGCCCAACGACGUCAGCUUCGACACCAGAUCUGCUUCUUCCCUUCAGAACCAUCAGCUCCCACACCACCGCCUUCCAUCACAUCCCUCGUCUUCACGCAUCUUCACCCCACGGUCGACUUCAGGCACUGGCCUGUCCCUUCUACGUCAGCCCAGCUCAACCAUCUCAGCGUCUACUCCACAACGCCCCGUUGCCUAUCCGUCUCUUUCGCGGCUAAGAGCCUCGGUAGGCAGAGCUGCGAGCGCCUCGCUAACACUUCCGAAGCAUAUCUAUGGAGAGUCUGCAAGAUCCUCAGGUGACAUUCCUGGCACACCCUCGUCGUCCUCUUCCCCAAAGAAAGCUCGUCUGCCGCUUCCAUUCGAGUUCACCGCAAACGGAAAGGCGGGCGCGGCUGCCGAUCCUUCGAGAGAGGACGAUGCGAAUCGCUCAGUCCUCGGCGAGUCGUCGAUCCUGCAGCGAUCCAGGCAGAGCUCUUUCUCGACGACCUUCAGCGGGUCCAUUGUCGGCCACAACAAGCGGCGCCGUCCUCGCGCGUCCUUUCCAUACGGCGGCACUGUCAACGGUUUACAGCUACCAACAGCACAGACCUCCACUUCCCUCCUCAGCGACCCUGCCUCGUCUUCUCUUUCCGCUCAUCAGCAGAGCAUCGGACAGCGUGUCGUCCUGGGAGGAGGUGCGGAGCAGGACAGUGAUCACCAAGCUUCGGAGCCAACCCUGAAGGAGGCCACCUACAAUGAGCGCGACGAACUCGGCCGCGACGUCGUCAAGUGGUCCGCAUUGCGGCGUGUCAUCGCUGAUGCCAAGUCCGCUCCCGACGCUCCUGAGCCAAUCCCAACUGUGCUCGCCGUGGCUGGUGGUCUCAUCGCCAUAGGAAUGCAAGGCGGCAAGACCGUCGUCUGCGACUUUGCUCAAGAGCCAAUAGCCUCGUGCGGACACGAUGGCAGAGGCCAUGGAGAUGCGGUCACCGCGCUCGCGUUCUCCUCGGAUCACUCCUUCCUCGGCGUCGGACAUGCAUCAGGCAACAUCUUUCUCUAUGAUCUCUCCAAUCCAGGGCGCGCUGCUCGCCAUGUACCACCAGUCCCUUUGUCGUCGGUCAAGCUUGGUAAGAAGGAAGGCCACCUUUCCGGUUCCGCUGUCGUCCACAUCGGCUUCAUCGGUCUCCGUCACACGGCCAUUGUCACCGCCGACAACAAAGGCCUAGCCUUCUACCAUGCCCUGGGCCGGAUCCUCGGAGUCAGCUCCGUCGACACACUCCGUCUGCUCGGCAAGUAUCCGCAGUACGAGCACGAGGACGAGCUGGGUCUCGGUGACAGCAAGAAGCGCAACACCAUCUUCCAGCUCAGUCCUCUGCCCUUGGGACCUGGGCCACAUGCUGCGGACGACACGACCUUUGUCGCCAUGAUCACGCCCACCAAAUUGGUGCUCGUCGGGCUCAAACCUUCGCCGCGGACAUGGUAUCGCAAACUCAGCCCAUCACAAGCAGAGGAAAAGCCGACCAUCGUUGCACUUACCGAAGAGCAAGCCGAGCAAGAGCCGGGCUGCCUCGCUUGGUAUCCAGCAUCCACAGAGACGGACGGCAGACGCAGGCGGCAGACCAAUCCAAUCCUUGCGUUCUCAUUUGGGACGACUCUACAUCUUGUGCGGCUUGUCGUCAGAAAAGUGGAACAGAGACAGGAUCCCAGAGCUGCAAGAGGCGCGAACGCCCAAGGUGCGAGCACGAUGGUGGAGGAGGUCGAUCCGGUCGAGCUCACCAACGAGGAUGGCAUCGAGGAGCCGGAUCGCAUCGUCGCUCUGCAGUGGUUCAGCCCGGAUCUGCUGAUGAUCACUACAAGAUCCGGUCUCGCGCUCUUUGAUUGUCGAGCCGGAAAAGUGACUGAGAGGAUGAGGGGGGGCAGUGCGUCGGUGAUCCUGGCCAAGACCAUCGAGCAGCGAUACUACGACGCUGCGCUGCUCGGCAAGCCCUUUGAUCCGCACGCCGAGCCGCAAGAAGACGACGUCGAGUCGGACGAAACACUUCGACCUCGUUCGUGGGCUCUGAACCACAGCGUCCGCAUCUCCAAAGGGCGCUCCUUCUUUCUGACGAAGUCAGAUCUCGUCGUUGGCACUCUUCUCUCCUGGGCCGAUCGCUUGCUGCUCUACGUCACCUCAGGCGACUUUUUGUCCGCGAUCGAGCUGGCCACCCUCUUCCACCAGGGCAAGUUUCUCGGAUCUGCCGUUGGUCUCCCUUCGGAUCCUGACGAGCGCACGAUCAUUGUCGCCAACAAGCUUCGAGAUCUGAUGGCGGCGUCCGCCGAGUAUUCGUUCUCGCCCGACCGUCUCACCGACUCGACACAUGUGACAGCCGACGGCCGUGGCGUCGACAGGACCUCGCUCUUUCAAGGUCUUGCUCGCGUCUGUGCACGCGCCUGUCUCUCGCUCAACGACCUCGACUUUCUCUUCGAUACGCUGUACGACAAGUACGAGGACAAUGGCAUCGAGAGCAUCUUUGUCGGACAGAUGGAAGAUUUCAUCGUGUCAGGCGAGCUGCGAUCGCUACCAAUCCCGGUGGUGCAGAGAUUGGUGGCUUUCCGAAAAGACAGACAAGAGUAUGCGCAAGCAGAGCGCAUCAUCUGGCACGUAGAUCCCAAAUCACUCGACCUGGAUCAAGCUCUGUCGCUGUGUCUCGACAGGAGGCUCUACGACGCUUUGACCUACGUUUUCAAUGCUGCCCUGGAGGAUUAUGUCUCGCCCAUCAUUGAGAUGCUUCAUCCUGUGCGGCGCGCGAUUGGGCGUCGACGGAAGCAGCAACAGCAUGGGGACGCCGCCAGUUUGCAAGAGGCAAACGACGAUCCAUACGCACAUGUCCGUGUCUCUGACACUCUUGACGAAGAGGAACCAGAGGCAGAGGUGGAUUCCGAGGAACGCGACAUCGAAGAUGGCUAUCGUGUCUUUUCGUACCUGUCGGUCAUCCUGACGGGCAACAGGUAUCCGAGCCAGGAACCGUUCGAGCAGGACGAGCAGGCGAGCAAGGCCAAGAGCUCGAUCUAUGCGUUCAUCUUCUCCGGCGGCUCGAUGCUGUGGCCUCCAGGCCCUGGCGGCAAGCUUGUGCUCUACGGACUGGAUGACGAUGCUAAUAACGACGGACCACGCCCACAUGGCAGCCCAGAUGCCAACGACGGAGACCACGAACCACUCUACCCAUACCUGCGGCUGCUCCUGGAGUUUGACGCCGAAGCCUUCCUCGACGCUUUGGAUCUGGCGUUCGAGGAUGGCUUCCUCGAUGACGAAGAUGUGGUCGGAAAGCGUCUCAGCAGGCAGCUCAUAGUUGACGUCCUCCUCGAGCUGGCCAGUGGUCAGCCUUCCUUCCCGCAGAGGGUCGUCAGUGGCAGUUCUACCCGAUCUGACGAAGGAUUGGGCCACGCGCCGGACACCAGGUCGCCGAAGCUGCCCCUGAUGGCGCGCAUCUUUGCCCACAUCUUCGUCGCACGUAACGCGCCCAAGUAUCCUCAAUUUAUUCACCUUUCGUCGCAGAACGUGGACGUCCUGCUUCGCUUCCUUGCGCUUCCAUCGCCGCACGAUGCAGACGCAGUCGACAUGGAGAUGGGCGAGACGACACACGAAGACCGCGAGCUGGCAGCUGAGUGUCUGCUUUCGCACUACAAGCCACGAUUCGACGAUGACUGGCUGGACACAUUCGAACGCGCCGACUUUCACCGCAUCUUGCGGUCCGCCUUCCGACAAGAGAAGAAAUGGGACCGCUUGCUCGGCAUGUAUCUCCGAGAACAUCUUCGGGCGGGUCCGACUCAGACCAUCGAGGAAGACGAAGACAGUGUUGCAGCGACAGGCGGCGACGCUUUUGCCCACUUCGAAGAGACCCUCUUUAAUGCAGCAAGGAAAGACACCCCAGGCGGGGACAAGCUUCAGAUCCGUUUGCACGAACUACUCUCGGACCACAUCAUCGAUUUGCUCGACCUUGAUCCGCUCAAAACAGCCAGCAUGAUGGAUCGCUUCUUCCCCACGCGGCACGAGCAGGUGCUGCAACGGCUAGCUCAGCUGGACGAGAAGAGGCUACUGCUGUAUCUGCAGUGCUUUUUCGAGCCGGUGCAAGUCGGCAAGGCGACCGCAGCGGAGCAGGUGUCUCAGCAACAAGAUCAGACCAGCCACCUUCCAACGGCAGAGCUCGACUGGACCAACGACGUCGCAGAAAAGGCAGCAUCUGCUGCCAUCUUCAACGCCGAUGUCGGACGAGCGGACCCGGAGCAUCUGCCCCGCAAGGACCGGGAGGCGUUCCUGGAUCUACUCUGUCGAUAUGAUCCAGAGGCGGUGGUGCGCAACCUCGACGCCAAGGGCGCGAGCUUCUUCGAUCUCGACCGACUUGUCCAGGCGUGUCGCAGCGGUGACACGGCCAUCGACGGAAGCAGAGUGGCGCAAAACAGCGAUGCAGUCCUAUGGGCGCUCGAUCGACUCGGACGUUCCAAGGAGGCGUUUGAGGAGCUCGAUACGGCGUGCUCCAGAACGGCCGACUCGCUCGUCUUUGUGGCCACAGAGCAGUCUGGUGUGGAUCCGGCCUCGUCCAUCGCGGACGAGCUGCUGGCUGAUAUCAGGCGCUGCGUCAACGUAGCUGUGCAGCUGUGCAUUGAGCGCGCCAACGCCUUUGGUGGUGUCCACGAGAGUGAUGACGAGGAUCGCGUGACGAACGAAAAGUCGGUCAAGGCGGAAGAGCGACUCGAUACGGACGAGGUGUGGUAUCGCCUGUUGCGCAGUCUUGUCCGUCUGGUGCACGAUGUUGCUCACUUAGGCGCACCUUCCCCCUCGGGUUCCGUCAGCCACGAGGAAUACAGCGGCAGUGCGGCAGUACCGCGCCCGAAGCAGCUGCUCAAUGGCGUCCGCGACAUUGUCCAGGAAACGCUCUCCGACCUGAUCUCUUCCACGGCAGCCGAAGCCGUCUCGUUCCCUGCGCUCUUCCGCCGACUCACUGGAUCCGACAAUACUGCCAAAGUCCCGUCCGGUGGCAAGGCCAGUAAUGUCGAUCAUCAAGCCGGCGUCGCCGAGUACUAUGCCGAGAUUCGCUCCGUGCUAGAUGGCAUGCUAUCAGCGUAUCAUCUGCGAUCGGAGCUGCUGGCGAUCACAAACAAGCUUUUCGACCACGACACGUUCCAUCAAUUCCGCCGUCUGCACGCACAGCGACGACACGGAUGGCGACCAGCCGGCGGAACCAGUUCUCGAUGUGCUGGAUGCCAGGUGCUCUUGGUCGGACCCAAACGCGGAACGAACGCAGCAAAAGCAGACACCGCCAUCGGAGACGGUCAGGCCAUGCUUGUCACGUCGCCAGAAGCAGACCAUGCCGCCGUCGUGGAAGAUCUCAGGCGAAAGACAUUCCAGCCAUCGCGCAGCACCUCUUUCUCCUCUUCUUACGGCGGCCGCAGCGCGGGCAAUGCCUUGCUGACGCCCUCCACGCCGCUACUGCAGACGCAUCAUCGUCGAGCCAAAUCGCCGUACGACGGGAAAGCAGCCCCGCUCGCCUCUCCGCGCGUCGACAAGGGCAAGGGUGUCGUCCGAUCCGCCUCGACUGAGUUCUCUCACUUGAACGGCAAUGCAAGCAGCAGCAGUGCGGGACGGCGGUACGCCAGCGAAGAAACCGACACGCCGAACGAGGUCGAUGGGUACUUUGGCAGCGAGCUGGGCGCAAGGUCUGCGCAGGCGAAUGGCGGGCCUAGUGCGGCAAUGACACGGUCGAACUCGACAGCGAGCAGCGUUGGGUUCUCGUUGCGCAUCAACGAUGAGCCUGAACAGAGGCUGUCGCUGACGGCAGAGGAGGCGAAUGGGGACGGAGGAUUGGAGGAUGGCGAUGGGACGCUGACGCCUUCGCGAUUCGGACAGAGGUCAGAAAGCGUAUCUGCGCAGUACGCAGAGCGGGUUACUGAGGGCGGUACCUCAUUUGAGCAGCAGCAUGAGGAAGCGGAAGAAGCGGAGAGCAAGCAAGACGAGAGGAUCGUGGUUCAAAAGACCGGCUUGGUCUACCACGAGAGCUGCUGGCUGCGCGAGCAUCCUUACCAACCUCUUACCUCGUAG
This is a messenger RNA of Kalmanozyma brasiliensis GHG001, 6648 nucleotides long. Its product is annotated as Vacuolar protein sorting-associated protein 8, central domain protein. The record is from RefSeq and is a predicted model, not a curated record. Gene Ontology annotation, cellular component: late endosome; HOPS complex. Bases 1 to 6648 code for a protein of 2215 amino acids. NCBI's taxonomy places the organism in Eukaryota, Fungi, Basidiomycota, Ustilaginomycetes, Ustilaginales. Gene Ontology annotation, molecular function: protein binding. The transcript has a single exon. Gene Ontology annotation, biological process: endosomal vesicle fusion; protein targeting to vacuole.